CCAUGUGUUUGGAUUUUCCACUUGGAAGUGAAACUAUGAAAAAAGGGAACUCACUCUCAUCGGUCUGUUGCACAAAACAGGACAUUUAAUAGCAGGAAUGAAUCUGAUCCAUGGAGGGUUGAAGGACAUGUCGAGCUCUGGUUUUAUCUCCAGUUUGAGCUCGUUUCACUGGAACAAUGAUUAACUCAGAGCUGAGAGGUUAAAGAGCGUCUCCAGAGCAGAGGAGUCACUCAGUCUGACUGCAGGCUGUGGAGAGGAAGCUCAUCUGCAAACCACCUGAUCUGACCCCUUCCAGUCCCCACAGCAAUGGACCCGUUUAUCGGCUCAACUCCGAGGGAAACUGUGAAGCAAGUUUCAGACUUGCUGGGCUGCAGUCCGACCUCUGCAGAGGUGGCUUCAUACUUCGACCAACACGACACACUGAGACAUCUCAGAGAGAAGUUCCUGGUGCCCAAAAUUGCAGAUUUGCCUCCGUCUGAUCCCUCGCUGGUCGACGGCAGCAAGGAGUGCAUCUACCUUGUGGGAAACUCACUGGGGCUUCAGCCCAAAAUGGCCAGGAAGUAUCUGGAGGAGGAGCUGGAUAAAUGGGCCAAAACGGGUGUUCAUGGUCACACAGAGGGCUCUCGACCCUGGGCGUGGGCUGAAAACAACAUCGAGGAACUCAUGGCUAAUGUUGUUGGAGCUAAAACUGAAGAGGUGGCGCUGAUGAACGGCCUGACAGUUAAUUUACACCUUCUAAUGCUUUCCUUCUACAAACCCACAGCAGCUCGACACAGAAUCCUUCUAGAAGACAAAGCCUUUCCUUCAGACCAUUACGCUGUGGAGUCUCAGAUCAGGCUGCGAGGAUUCGACCCUAAGCAGAGCAUGCUGCUGCUGUCACCCAGACCAGGAGAAGAGACUCUGAGAACAGAGGACAUCCUGGACGUGAUCGAGAAGGAGGGCGACUCCAUCGCUGUGGUGAUGUUCAGCGGCGUUCAGUAUUACACCGGCCAGCUGUUCGACAUGGCUGCCAUUACCGAGGCCGGUCAGAGGAAGGGCUGUUACGUAGGUUUCGACUGCGCCCACGCUGCAGGAAACGCUGAGCUGAAGCUGCACGACUGGGGAGUCGACUUCGCCUGCUGGUGCUCCUACAAGUAUCUGAAUUCAGGUGCUGGAGGAAUAGCUGGAGCGUUUAUCCACAAGAAACAUAAAGACACCAUCAAACCAGCGUUGUUGGGAUGGUGGGGACAUGACCUGAAGACUCGGUUCCAGAUGGAUAACAAGUUGCAUCUGCAGUCUGGUGUGAGCGGCUUCAGACUCUCCAACCAGCCCAUCCUGCUGGUCUGUCCCCUUCAGGCCAGCUUAGAGGUGUUUAACAUGACCAGCAUGCAGGCGUUACGCAGGAAGUCCCUCCUGCUGACGGGUUACCUGGAGUAUCUGAUCCGGCAUUACUACACCGAGGACCCCGCCAAGCCCCACAAACCUCACAUCCACAUCAUCACGCCCUCUGACCCUCGGCAGAGAGGCUGCCAGCUGUCGCUCUCCUUCUCCGUCCCCAUCAGAAAGGUCUUUCAGGAGCUGGAGAAGAGGGGAGUUUGUUGUGACAUGAGGGAGCCCAGCGUGCUGCGAAUCGCUCCAGUGCCUCUCUACAACACCUUCAGCGACGUUCACCGCUUUGUAAAAACACUGGGAUCAGCUCUAGGCAGCAGCAGUGCUGGCUGCUGCAAAUUCUGAAUUAAUAGUUGUGUGUAACUGACUUACUUCAAGUUAAAGGAAACAUUUGUAACGUUUCUGAUGGUGGGAUGGUUUAUGAAACCUUAAAAAUAAUGCACGCAAAUUUUCACCAGUAAAAGAUAUUUAACAGGGAUUGGCUGAAGAUUUUUAUUCCAAAAUGAAACAGUAUUUGGAAUUGGAAAAAUAAACACACAGAUAUAUAGAUUUAAAUAAAACUGAUGCUCCUGUUUUCUUGAUUUGAUUCCUUUUGCUCUGAGACAAAUGAAAUAUGCAGGAGGUUUGCCUUAAUGAAACUGUCAAAAA
Molecule: messenger RNA, 2016 nt
Organism: Lates calcarifer (barramundi perch)
Lineage: Eukaryota; Metazoa; Chordata; Actinopteri; Centropomidae
Gene: kynu
Product: kynureninase
Exons: 14
Coding region: 307-1713 (468 amino acids)
Biological process (GO): NAD+ biosynthetic process
Cellular component (GO): cytoplasm
Molecular function (GO): kynureninase activity; pyridoxal phosphate binding
Source: RefSeq, a predicted model, not a curated record